AUGGCGCAAGGCAAUCUGGUCACCUGGUCCAUCAAGGAGGGGCAGGAGGUUGCGCCGGGGGAUGCGAUUGCCGAGGUGGAGACCGACAAGGCCACCAUGACGUGGGAGAAUCAGGACGACGGCUUUGUGGCCAAGCUUCUGGUGCCGGAAGGUGCGCAGGGCAUCGAGGUGGGCGCACCCGUCGCAAUCCUGGUGGAGGAGCAGGGGGACAUCGCCGCCUUCAAGGAGUACGCAGGGCCCUCCAGCUCCCAUGCGGGCGGGGGGGGUGGCGCGGGACAGGGGGAGGCUGCUGCCGGCAGAGCCCAAGCGGUCAGCGGUCCCACGAGCGACCGGCUGGGCCCCGCCGCCCGUAUGCUCCUGAGCGGCAGCGGAUUGGGCCCCGGCGACGUCACGCCCACCGGCCCGCAUGGCAUCGUCACCAAGGGCGAUGUCCUGGCGGCCCUGGCCUCCGGUCAGGCCCCCCGGGCCGCAUCCACUGCCACGGAGGGCACGGAGCCCGCCGCGAAGCCGGCUGGCAAGGAGGGCACGGAGGCCGCUGCCAUGGCGCCGGCCGCCAAGGAGGCCGCCAAGCCGGCCUCAAGCGCACCCGCGCCUGCACAGGACCCCGCUCCCGCCUCGGGGCGCCGGCGCAAGACGCGUGGCGGGCACACCGACGUGCCCAACUCCCAGAUCCGGCGCAUCAUCGCCGCGCGUCUCUCCGAGUCCAAGUCCACCAUCCCCCACCUCUACCUCUCUGCCGACGUGGACAUGGACGCGGUGGCGGCGCUGCGCGCAGGCCUCAAGACCCAGGGCCUGAAGCUGUCGGUCAAUGACUUCGUGGCGGGCCUCAUCACGCCCAUCGUGCGCGGCGCUGAUGCAAAGUCACUGCCGGACGUCGCCGAGGAGGUGCGGGAGCUGGCCGCGCGCGCGCGGCGUAACCGGUUGAAGCCCGAGGAGUUCCAGGGCGGCUCCUUCAGCAUCUCCAACCUGGGAAUGUAUGGCAUCGACAGCUUCUCAGCCAUCAUCAACCCGCCGCAGGCGUGCAUCAUGGCGGUGGGGGCCAGUCGGACGGUGACGGUCAUCGGCGCCGACGGCGUGCUCGCCACCAAGUCGGUCAUGCGGGUGACGCUGUCCGCAGACCACCGAGUGUACGACGGCGAGAUUGCUUCGGACCUCCUGGCCGCCUUCAAAGCCAAUCUGGAGGCUCCCUUCAAGCUCCUGCUCUGA
This is a messenger RNA of Auxenochlorella protothecoides, 1206 nucleotides long. Its product is annotated as Pyruvate dehydrogenase protein X component, mitochondrial. Gene Ontology annotation, biological process: pyruvate decarboxylation to acetyl-CoA. Gene Ontology annotation, molecular function: acyltransferase activity. The coding region runs from base 1 to 1206 and encodes 401 amino acids. NCBI's taxonomy places the organism in Eukaryota, Viridiplantae, Chlorophyta, Trebouxiophyceae, Chlorellales, Chlorellaceae. Gene Ontology annotation, cellular component: pyruvate dehydrogenase complex; mitochondrion. The record is from RefSeq and is a predicted model, not a curated record. The transcript has 4 exons.